Rattus rattus (black rat) is the source of this 1680-nucleotide messenger RNA. RefSeq names its product serine protease inhibitor A3L. Lineage: Eukaryota; Metazoa; Chordata; Mammalia; Rodentia; Muridae. The transcript has 5 exons. Gene Ontology annotation, molecular function: serine-type endopeptidase inhibitor activity. The record is from RefSeq and is a predicted model, not a curated record. Gene Ontology annotation, biological process: negative regulation of endopeptidase activity. The coding region runs from base 105 to 1346 and encodes 413 amino acids.
AUAACAACACACCAGGGAAGUGACAACCCUGAACAUCAGGUGUCAGCAAACACAGAGGCUGGCAGCUGGCUGGUAUCAGUUCUACAGCCUGGAGGACACAGAAGAUGGCCUUCAUUGCAGCUUUGGGGCUCUUGAUGGCAGGGAUCUGCCCUGCUGUCCUCUGUGAUGGCACACUGGGAAGGGACACUCUAUCCCAUGAAGACCAAGGCAAGGGGAGACAACUGAACAGUCUCACAUUGGCUUCCAGCAACACUGACUUCGCAUUGAGCCUCUACAAGAAGCUGGCUUUGAGGAAUCCAGAUAAAAAUGUUGUCUUCUCCCCUCUUAGCAUCUCAGCUGCCUUGGCCAUUUUGUCUCUGGGAGCAAAAGACAGCACCAUGGAAGAGAUUCUAGAAGGUCUCAAGUUCAAUCUCACAGAGAUCACUGAGGAAGAAAUCCACCAGGGCUUUGGGCACCUCCUACAGAGGCUCAGCCAGCCAGAGGACCAGGUAGAGAUCAAUACAGGUAGUGCCCUGUUUAUUGACAAAGAGCAGCCGAUACUGUCAGAAUUCCAGGAGAAGACAAGGGCUCUGUACCAGGCUGAGGCCUUCAUAGCUGACUUCAAGCAGCCCAAUGAGGCCAAAAAGCUCAUCAAUGACUAUGUGAGCAAUCAGACCCAGGGGAAGAUCGCAGAACUGUUCUCAGACCUGGAGGAGAGGACAUCCAUGGUGCUGGUGAACUAUCUACUCUUUAAAGGCAAAUGGAAGGUACCAUUUAACCCCAAUGACACAACUGAGUCUGAGUUCUACUUGGAUGAGAAGAGGUCUGUGAAGGUGCCCAUGAUGAAAAUUAAGGAAGUGACCACACCCUAUGUCCGGGAUGAGGAGUUGUCCUGCUCUGUGUUGGAGCUGAAGUACACAGGAAAUGCCAGCGCCCUAUUUAUCCUCCCUGACCAAGGCAAGAUGCAGCAGGUGGAAUCCAGCUUGCAACCAGAGACCCUGAAGAAGUGGAAGGACUCUUUGAUUCCCAGGAUUAUAAAUGAUCUCCGCAUGCCCAAAUUCUCCAUCUCCACAGACUACAGUCUAAAAGAGGUCCUUCCAGAGCUGGGCAUUAAGAAAGUCUUCUCCCAGCAAGCUGAUCUGAGUAGGAUCACAGGGACCAAGGAUCUGUAUGUCUCUCAAGUGGUGCACAAGGCUGUGCUGGAUGUGGAUGAGACAGGCACAGAAGCAACCGCUGCUACAGGGGUCGCUACAGUCAUACGUAGACAACCUCGAACUCUGAAUUUCAACCGGCCAUUCAUGGUGGUUAUCACUGACAUGGAGAUUCAGUUUGCCCUCUUUGUUGCCAAAAUCACUAACCCCAAGUAACCCCAAAGCUCCCCAAGAUCUGAUAGUUCUGCCCAGAACCCUGGGACUGAGCCUGCAUGUGGAUCUCUGUAUAUGUCCUGACAUUCAUGCUCUGAUUGGCUGUUGCAAAGUUGUCUUAGACAGUGACAUCGACUAUCUCUAUGGCCCCCAUGUGCACAGGAGCCUUUAGACUGUCAGUGUCAGGCUCUUAGGCCCCUUGGGAGCAUCUACCCAUGUUUCUGAACCUGGAAUCUAUCUUUAUUCUUCCCUAGUGACUCCUCUUUCUGUGUUCAUACCCCAAACCUAGUUAUUGGCAAGUACACCCAGUCCCAAUAAAGGCUCUGAGCACAUCUGC